Chironomus riparius is the source of this 1346-nucleotide messenger RNA. The record is from the annotation of a GenBank genome assembly. NCBI's taxonomy places the organism in Eukaryota, Metazoa, Arthropoda, Insecta, Diptera, Chironomidae.
AUAAAAAUCUACAGUGACCAACAGUUACGUCAAUCAAAAAUCUAAGAAUCAACAUGGAUAAAACAUUCAAAGGAGAUCCAUUGGAAUAUUUCCCAUACGAAAUAUCUGAAAAAAUCUUGUUAUAUUUACCAGUAAAGAACUUAAUGAGAGUAUCAGCAGUUAAUUCAUUGUGGUAUGACUUCAUUGGACAAUCAAAGAAUUUGAUGAAAAAUGUCAAGGUUAAGAUGCAAAGAAAAGCUAUCAACCCAACAUUAACAAGUACAAGGAACUACGAAACAUUAGAAAUUAAUAAUAUGGAUGGCUGUAUGGACGCAAUAUAUGAGCAGUUAAAAUCACGUAAAUGGAGCAACAUAAUUAUCAAUGAUAUGACAUUUCUGACAACGGAACAAGCAGUUAAGCUGUUCUCAUUAAUUCAAGAAAGUGUCAAAUCUUUAGAUAUUCGGGACUGUUUUCUAUACUCAAAUAUUGUUAACAAGAAUCAUGGCUUAAUGUUUCCAAAUUUAAAGAUAUUCUCAGCAACAACCACAGAAUAUUCAUUCAAACUUAUUGAAUUGUUUCAAAAUGUUCGGCACUUGACACAAUUUGACUUAAUCUCGAAUGGACUAAGCGUAGCUGGUUUUAUUACAGCCAAUAACAUCCUUAAUACAAAUGAGAAAUUGGAGAUUUUAAGUAUUUCAAAUACACUUUUUAAUCCACUAUUUAUUGAAAAAAUCACAAUUCCAUCCAAGAUUAAGAAAUUGUCACUUUUACAUGAUAGUUAUCAUGAAGACGGUUACUAUGAUAAAUAUUAUACAAAUCUCAUUUCAUUGCUACAUCAGCAUUCUGAUAGUUUGGAGACUAUUAUAAUUGAUGAGCAUGUGAAUGAAGAUGUCGUUAAAGUAAUCUUUAAAUUACCAAAGCUCAAACAUUUAAAAAUCACAGGAUUUACAAAACCAGAUGUAAUGGACGUCUGCAAUGACUUGAAACUAACCAGAAACACAUCUAUUGAGGAACUUGACAUCUUAGUGGGACCUAAAAGCUAUAAAAUAAUCAAGACAAUGAUUGUUGCUGCACCAAAUUUAAAUUCUCUGUCGGUUUUAUUCAUUAAUUCCAAAACUUUGAAGUUCAUCAGUCAAAACUCACCAAACCUUAGAAAACUAUCAAUUGAGUACCUUAACAUCGCAUACUUACCACGAGAUGAUGCUUUCAAGAAUCUCGAACAUUUGGAUGUUCAGAAUUACAAGCCAUCAUUAAGAAAAAAUCUCCUUAGAAAAAACUUUUAUGCUUUAAGUCAUUUUGAAAAGUUGAUGUUCCUCAUUCUGAUUCGCCAAAAAUUUGUACAUAUUUAAAAAAUUGACUUUUAAUAA